This is a messenger RNA of Limanda limanda (common dab), 2801 nucleotides long. RefSeq names its product tsukushi small leucine rich proteoglycan homolog (Xenopus laevis) (gene tsku). Gene Ontology annotation, cellular component: plasma membrane. The coding region runs from base 306 to 1352 and encodes 348 amino acids. Gene Ontology annotation, molecular function: protein binding. Lineage: Eukaryota; Metazoa; Chordata; Actinopteri; Pleuronectiformes; Pleuronectidae. The record is from RefSeq and is a predicted model, not a curated record. The transcript is spliced from 3 exons.
UAAAAGAUUAGAGAGAAUUAAAAUCCUAGUGCUUUUUGCAUUUCUUUGGAACAUUUUCUGUAAAGCUGUAAAACUGUGGCAUGUGUUUUUACCACAUGUUUUGCUGUGUCACGUCCUGGUGACUUUAACAUGACUGUUUACUUUCGCCUGUUACCCAACUCUUAACCUCUGUCCAAUAUCCAUUCUUAUUGUGUGUGUGUGUGUGUUUGUGUUUGCACACGUUGCAUAAGUUGAACAGCUUUUGUAUUCACUGUUCAUUUACCCUGACUUAGAGGGAGCUUACACCUGCUGGAAAAAAGGGCAUAAUGGUCCUCCUCCUGUGUUUUGGCUUGUCACUGCUGGCAGCUGUCCAGUCCAGCACCAUCAAGAACUGCCACCCUGGUUGCCACUGUGAGGUGGAAAGCUUUGGCCUGUUCGACAGCUUCAGCCUGACCAGGGUGGACUGUCGAGGGUUAGGACCCAGCACUGCCAUGCCCAUCACCAUCCCACUGGACACUGCCCACCUGGACCUGUCCUCCAAUGCCAUGGGUCCACUCAGUGACACCAUGUUAUCUGGUCCAGGCUACACGACCCUCAUCAGCUUAGACCUCAGCAGCAACCAUAUUACAAAGCUAAGCCCCAAUGCUUUGUCCAAGCUGCGUUACCUGGAGACUCUGGAUCUGAGCCACAACAACCUGGCGAGCCUCACCUCAAGCUGUUUCUCUGGCCUCCCUCUGGCUGAAGUUGACCUCAGCCACAACAGCUUCCAGGAGUUUGACAUUAAUGUGUUUGCCACUAAAGUCAGUGGUGAACCUGUCAGCGUGGAUCUGUCUCAUAACAAGCUCUCAUCGGUGUCCACGACUUUGCAUGGAAAAAUUUUACACAUUCAAACCUUAAAUCUGUCAGCAAACCGGCUGUCAGAUGUUCCCAGGCUGGCAGGACUUCCUCUGAGGUACCUCAAUCUGGAUGGUAACCCCAUCGUGCAGAUUAAGGAGGGAGCCUUUGCUCUGCUGAAAGAUCUAGUCUAUUUAUCCAUCAGCGGCCUUCAUGAGCUUCAGGAAAUUGAGUCUCACAGCUUCAAGGGCCUGCAGAGCCUCCAGGUUCUGGAUCUCUCCAAUAACCACAAGCUGAAGGCUCUUAGCCCCGCAGUUUUCAGUGAACUAGACUCCCUGCAAGAGCUGAAUUUGUCGGGCUCUGGUGUGCGGUCCUUGCCUAAUAACAUGCUGGCCCACUUGCCCAGUAUUAAGAGUAUUACUCUGGGACGAGGCAUCCAGUGCUGGAGGACCCAGAAACAGGGACAGUUCCACCCGCAGCUGGGUCAGGUCCAACACCACCAAGUUCUGAACUGUAACGUGGAGGGUGUAGUGUUGUGAGACUGGACAUGGACCAUUCCUUACAAUCAUGAUGCCAGAGCUGUGCCUUCUUUUUUGAUAUGCAAACACUUUGUUUUGCAACUCUCUGAAAUACCUCUUGAAAUAUGUCUUAAAGGUUUCAUGUAGGCUUCAUGAACUCUACACACGUGUAUCAUAAAUGCUGCGACUUUUUAAAACAGUGGCGUAUUUUACAGAACUUUGCAUAGGACAGAACGAUUUUUUCACAUCUUCACAUACAGUAGAGUUUAAAAUGGUAGGAAACUUCCAAUAAAAAACAAAACUUUAAGUAAUAUUCAACUUCAUGUUCUUCAUUUAAAGCGGGACCAUGUUAAGAGCUUUUUGCACUUAUUCCAAUACCAGUCAGAUUUGUUUUUUUAUAAAAUGCACAUUGACAAAAUUUCAUCCAGUGUUGAAGCCUACAAAGCCUUCUGUCGACCACUAAGAAUUUUCAUUUGACUUUGAAUGUGAUAAUUAAUGAAAAUAAUUAAAAGGAAUAUUUCAAUAUUUUGGGAAAUGCACAUAUUCGCUUUCUAGUUGAACGUUCAAGAAGACGAUUGAGGCGAACAGCAAGCUGGGCUCUGUCCAAAGAGUUCAGCUUUUGUACGAAAUGACUUAAAUGUGUAUUAUUUGAAUUUUGAGCCAGGCUAGCUGUUCCUCCCUGUUAGGGUUCUUUAUGCUAAGCUAAACCAACUGUUUGGUUUUAGUAAAAUAGUUAAUAAAUGUUCAGAUUGUCAACAUGUACUUUCCACAGAGCAGUCCUUUUUUAUCUAUUGUGGUCUGAACGGAAAACAUCCAGUAAAGACUGACACAACUACAAAAGAGAAAGAUCUUUCAUUGUCACUGCCAAAAAAGGAUUAUUCUACUGCUCAGAAUUUCUCUUACAAAUAUGAGCCAGUGACCAACAUCUUGUCCACUGCGUUUAGACUGUUUUUUUUCAAUUUGACACAAGGUUUGGUGCACAUUCUUUGCAAUAUGCAGUGCUCGCUGAUCUGAUUGACCUUUGUCUUGCGUGACAACUGGAUAAAACAAGCUGUGUCCAUGCUGACUUAAUUUGACCUUCAGUCAAAGCAGAUCAACAAGACACACGUGAUCAGCGAGCUAUGACAACUCUGAGAUCUUUAGUAAUGGAGUGAUGCUGGUCUCUGUUGAUGUUUAAACACCCAGCUUCACUAUCUGUGCUGUUGCCUGUAAACCCUACCGAAACAUUCCUGUAGUAUUUCUGAGAGGAUCAGCCUCAAGACUGCAUUUUAGGAUUUGUGACAUUUUGAAAGGCUUAAGUGUUUUGGAGGUUUUAAAAAUAAAUCCACCUUCGUCAGCUGGUUAAUGGAAAUCCAGAUGAGCCCAGAUUUGUUAUAGGAGUUUAUAUUGUGUAUGUACUGUUUGAAAUUAUAUUGUAUAUAACUUUUCCAAUAUAUGACACGUAUGUGUAAUACAUUGACUUUUCUCACA